Cricetulus griseus (Chinese hamster) is the source of this 1136-nucleotide messenger RNA. NCBI's taxonomy places the organism in Eukaryota, Metazoa, Chordata, Mammalia, Rodentia, Cricetidae. The record is from RefSeq and is a predicted model, not a curated record.
GCGGUUGCUGCACCUCUGCGCCCAAUAUCUGGAUGGAGGCGGCACGGGAUCCAGGCCCGGGGCUGUGCUGCAAGCCCGGCGGGCGUCUGGACAUGAGCCACGGCUUCGUACAUCACAUCCGCCGGAACCAGAUCGCUCGGGACGACUACGACAAGAAGGUGAAGCAGGCGGCCAAGGAGAAGGCGAGGAGGCGCCACACACCCGCACCCACGCGGCCCCGCAAGCCAGACCUGCAGGUGUACCUGCCUCGCCACCGAGAUGGCUCUGCCCACCUAGUCAACCCAGACUGUGAGGAGUCCGGUGAAAGCAGCAGUAGUGGAAGCUCUGAGCUGGAGCCUCCUGGCCGCCAGCUCUUCUGUUUAGAAUAUGAGGCGGACAGUGGAGAGGUCACAUCAGUUAUUGUGUAUCAGGAUGAUGAUCCCAAAAGGGUGAGUGAGGAAAUAUCAGCACAUACACCUCUGGAUCCAGCCAUGCAAGAGGCCCUCAGGGUGCGCAUCCAGGAAGAGCUUGCAAAGCGCCAGAGCCGACACUGACCGGGUUGAAGGCAUUCAGGCAGGAUUUACUGCACUUGGCACAAUUUCACCCAGGGAACUUACCUCUAGUUUGGGGGUAUAGGACCAGUCUAUUGAUCUUCAGGGAUCCUUGUCCUCCCUCUCCAGGCUGCUGUGUCCACAAGGGUGUUGCAGGACCACAUCUGGCCUACCUCCCAGCAGCCAUUCUUUUCUGUAUAUUGGCCCAUUUGUCUGACCUAACAUUCUGGAAUUUUAUGACAGUGUUGGCUAACUUGGCAUUUUGGGACAGAGAUUUCAGGGAGAAUCAAGGCUUUUGAAGCCUUUGCCCACGUGCUGCUGUCUUGAUGGGGUUAUUUGCUAGGCCGUUUCAUGAGCCAUAUUUGUUAUUUUGUGGUUCCUUGAUGUUUCUGCUUUCUUUCACCCAUCUUCCCUUAGACCAGUUGUCACUUUUCCUUUCUCCUGUCUUUUUGCCAUGGGUAGAAUCCAUUUCUCACCCUCCCAACAUGACUGUUUCUCUACCACUCAGGAAUUUGGAAGUGGGGGUUCUGGGAGCCUGCCUUCCUACCAAGUUCUCCGAGUAAUUCUGAUGCCAAUAAAACAGGAGAACGUUGUUUUUGAGGCCUA